Messenger RNA from Linnemannia hyalina, 711 nucleotides. The record is from the annotation of a GenBank genome assembly. NCBI's taxonomy places the organism in Eukaryota, Fungi, Mortierellomycota, Mortierellomycetes, Mortierellales, Mortierellaceae.
AUGAGAAUCGCCGCCUUCAUCCCCGCCGUCUUGGCCCUCACCCUCUUCUCCGCCACCCAGGCCGCCCCUGCCCAGCAUGACACCACUGCCAUCUCGAUGCUCAAGAAGCGUGGUCCCAGCGGUAUCGAUGCCGUCAUCAACUUGUACACCAAGGUCGUCGCUGACGUCGCUGUCGAAACCUGCGACAAGAUCGAGGUCGACCUCUGCGCUGAUGUUGUCGUCGACCUUGAUGUCGAAGCCAAGGCACUCGGUAUCCUCUCCGCCAAGGUCGAUGUUCCCAAGCUCAAGAUCCAGACCAAGGACAAGGUCGAUAUUGAUGUCAAGGCCGAGGCCAAGGCUCACGUCAAGGUCGAGGCUGUUGCCCCUAUCAAGGUCAUCGUCCACGAGUCGAUCGUUGCUCUCUGCCCCCACGUCAACAACGACUGCCUCAUCAAGCAUGCCAACGCCAUCGUUGCCGACAUCAAUGCCAAGAUCGAAGUCCACGUCUCCAAGGUCUUUGUCAACCUCAAGACCCACAUUGAUGCCCAUGUUCGCCUUCGCAUCAAGGCCAUCGUUAAGGAGGUCUGCGUCAACCUCGGACUUGCUAAUGUCACCGUCCACGCUCGUGCCUGGGUUGCCUCCAACAUCGACAUCCACGUCCAGCUCUGGGUCAAGGUCUGGGUCAAGCUCUGGGCCAAGGUUAACCUUGCUGCCAAGAUCCGUGCCUUGUAA